This is a messenger RNA of Arachis duranensis, 3897 nucleotides long. RefSeq names its product PH, RCC1 and FYVE domains-containing protein 1. NCBI's taxonomy places the organism in Eukaryota, Viridiplantae, Streptophyta, Magnoliopsida, Fabales, Fabaceae. The record is from RefSeq and is a predicted model, not a curated record. Bases 397 to 3648 code for a protein of 1083 amino acids. The transcript is spliced from 9 exons. Gene Ontology annotation, molecular function: metal ion binding.
AUGGUUUUAAGUUCUCAGUUUCAUAGGCCCCUCUCUUCUUUUUCUCUCUCAAAAAUGGCACGAAUUUCCAAGUGAACACACAGUGAAUCAAUGGAAGAACCAAACAGAUUCAACUGUUAAGUUAAUAAAGCUAAGAGAAAAAAAAGAAGAAAAGAAACCUCUCUUCUUCUCUUCUCUUCUUCUUCUUCUUCCAACUCUGUCUAUGCUCUCUUCUAUUCUGUUCUGUCUUUGUAUGUUCAUACACUUCACUCUUAACACAACAGAGAGAGAGAGAGAGAUUAUUAUAUUCUGUUCUCUGCAUUCUCAUAGGAGUCAUUUUUGGUGCAAACUAAUGAUAAGGUUUCAGUUUCUUCACUUCUGUUUCCGUUGUCUUCUGCCAUUCAUUCUUCUUCUUUAAUGAAACUAACUGCAACAACAACAACAACCAUGACAAUGGAAGAAGACUCCUUAGCUGCACUUCCAUUUGACAGAGCUGUUGAACAGGCAAUUGUAUCUAUAAAGAAAGGUGCAUAUUUACUAAAGUGUGGUCGCAGAGGAAAACCAAAGCUCUGCCCUUUCAGACUUUCCCCGGAUGAGAGGAAUUUGAUUUGGUACUCAGGGCAGCAGGAAAAGCAUUUGCGAUUGAGUUCGGUUUCGAAGAUUAUUCAAGGGCAGGGAAAUAUAAGGUGCCAAAGGCAAAAUGAAGCUGAAAAGGAGUGCCAUUCAUUUUCACUAAUCUAUGCUGACAGCGAACACUCUCUUGAUCUGAUAUGCAAGGACAAAGCACAGGCUACUACUUGGUUUGUUGGAUUGAGAGCUGUGAUUUCUCGGUGCCAGCAUCCUCGACCUUUCAGUAGUUUAAGAAGCUGCAAAGGGGUUCAGAGUUGUGUCAGUAGUCCGGCCGGAAUAUUACGAAGAAAGAAAAAUCUUGGCCUCCUGGAUGAUACCUCCCAAUUUGCUCAGGUACAUAGUGUAUGCGCAAGUCCCACUUUGUCACUCUCAGAAAGGUGUUUUUCUGAUGGCUUAUCAUAUACAUCUGACAAGUUUUAUCCAUCAACACCUUUCCUUUCCAGUGCAAAUGACAUGAUUGAUAAUUCUGUCCCAAGUUCUCCAUAUAUUGAUCCAGAUACUCCUAUUAAGAUUGAAACAACACGUCUCAACAAGGAGCACAAGAAUUUGUCCUGCAGGUCUAUGUUGAACCCCGCCACACCACUCAUAAGAAACAACAAUGCAUUGAAGGAUGUAAUGGUUUGGGGUGGAGGGAUUGGAGGUCUUGUAGGGAUUGUAAAUGAAAGGUUUGUGAACCAACAUGGAAUAUAUUCUUUAGUUCCAAAGUUGCUAGAAUCCACUAUGAUGUUAGAUGUACAAAAUAUAGCUUUAGGAGGAAAACAUGCUGCCUUGGUAACAAAAGAAGGGGAAGUGUUUUGUUGGGGUCAAGGGAAGUGGGGAAGGUUGGGGCAAAAAAUUGAUAUAGACACUAGCUCCCCGAAAAUAGUUGAUUCUCUUAAUGGUGUUCAUAUAAAACAGGUAACCUGUGGUGAGUAUCAUACAUGUGCUUUGACAGAUUCUGGUGAAGUAUAUGCAUGGGGGAAUGAUGUUUGUUGUUCGGAUUUGGUUAAUGAAGGCCGGAUAAAAAAUCAAUGGAUACCACAUAAACUUUCAGGUCCUCUAGAUGGUAUUAGCAUUUCAAGCAUUGCUUGUGGAGAAUGGCACACUGCCAUUGUCUCUAGCUGUGGAAAAUUAUUUACAUAUGGAGAUGGUACCUUCGGAGUUCUUGGCCAUGGCAAUCUUCAGAGCUGUUCUCGACCGAAACAUGUUGAGUCUCUUAGUGGUCUAAAGGUGAGGUCUGUUGCUUGUGGUUCAUGGCAUACAGCUGCAAUUGUGGAAGUCAUGGUUGAUCACUUUCGGUAUAAUACUCCUACAGGCAAGCUGUUUACUUGGGGAGAUGCAGAUGAAGGGAGGCUUGGUCAUGCAGAUAAUGGAAACAAGCUUGUUCCGACUUGUGUUUCGCAACUCGUUGACUAUGAUUUUGUUCAAGUAAGUUGUGGAAGAAUGUUGACUGUAGCACUUACUAAUAUGGGGAAGGUAUUUGCAAUGGGAAGCGCGAGAUAUGGACAGCUCGGAAAUCCUCACGCCAGAGAUAGAGCAGUAAUGGUUGAAGGACAGCUUAAACAAGAGUUUGUUAAAGUGAUUUCGGCUGGUUCAUAUCAUGUUGCUGUUUUGACUUCGGCCGGGAGUGUCUAUACAUGGGGCAAAGGUGAAAAUGGUCAACUUGGACUAGGUGAUGCCGAAGACAGGUACACGCCUUCUUUUGUUGAGGCUCUAAGAGACAGGCAAGUAGAAACAAUAACUUGUGGAUCAAGUUUCACGGCUGCAAUCUGUUUGCACAGACCGAUUUCUAUUAGUGACCAGUCAGCUUGUAGUGGGUGUAGGCUGCCGUUUGGAUUCACAAGGAAGAAGCAUAACUGUUAUGAUUGUGGCCUUCAUUUCUGCCGUGCUUGUAGUAGUAAAAAGGUUAUAAAUGCUUCUCUAGCCCCGAGUAAGAGCAAGGCCUUUCGAGUUUGUGAUCAGUGCUAUGAUAGAAGGCAAGGAAGUACACAUUCAGCAGUGGCUUUGAAGUCUAGAAAUUGCAACUCCCAGCAGCUGCACAGACUUCCUGAUCUGACUGAAGAUAGAGGAGAGACAACUAUGGCACAGGGUCCUCUCUUGACGCUCGGCCAAUCAUGUUAUAGGAAAAGCAUGCCCAGUGGAAGAAAGGACUGGAAAAACCAACAAGAGAGCCAGCAGCAUUUAGAAGAUAGUUCUUCUUCUAUGUUAGGUGGGAUGCCCCAAUGGGGGCAAGUUCCAUGCCCUGCCCAAUUUAGAAUCAAUUGUAAAGAAAAUUUGGCUGGGCAUGUUUCUUCGUCGAAAAAUAAAGUAGCUACUGUUGCCCCACCAAAUAUAGAAUCUCCGGCGGCAGCAUUCAACUUCUCUAGUGCAGAGUCAGAUACAACAAAGUCUGAUAAGAUGCUCAUUGAAGAAGUUCAGAGGCUGAGAGCUGAGUUAAAGAGACUUGAAGAACAGUGUGAACUCAAAAACCAUAAGAUACAAGAGUGCCAACAGAAAAUUGAGGAGAGUUGGUUUGUAGCAAAGGAGGAAGCUGCUAAGUCCAAAGCAGCAAAAGAGGUCAUAAAAGCUUUGGCUUUAAGGCUUCAUACAAUAUCAGGAAAAGAGAAUGCUGGACAAGAAGGAAAAGUUGGGAUACAUGAUUGCAUGUCUAAUUUGGCACCCAUACAUAUAGAUAUGAAUAGUCCUAGGGAUGGCAACAUGGACAGUCUAUCUAAUUCCCCUAUAGUAUUCUCAGACACAUUGAAAUCAAAACUUGGGAGAAACAUGUUACUCAAGAAUGAUAGAGUGACGGAAAAUUCUAGCAUCGCUAAACCACAGUCACAGCAAGACAAUACUGACAGCAUGAAGGUUGAAUGGGUAGAACAGUAUGAGCCUGGUGUUUACAUCACAUUCACAACCUUGCCAUGUGGGAAAAAGGGCCUUAAAAGGGUCAGAUUCAGCCGGAAACGAUUCUCGGAGAAGGAAGCAGAACGGUGGUGGGAAGAGAAUCAAUGCAGAGUGUACCAUAAAUAUGAGAUUGAAGGGUGUAUAAACAAUAGCCAAAGUCAGGUGAAAGGCUAAUUUUUGGUUUGCCAUUCAUCUCUUGAAGUUUUUGGUUUCACUAUUAUUCUUGGUAGUGGAGAGCAGGUUCUUAGAUAUGAGCAGAAGCUUAUUAAUUAUUACUAUUACUGCAAAGAAAAUAUCAAAGUCUAUCUUGCAUGUAUAAUCAUGCUUUGAUGAUUAUCAAUCAUCAUGGGGCAUUCUAUAUAUCCUAUUGUACAGCUAUAAAUAACAGAAUGUCCCCGGAUUUUCUUACUAUUCAAUUUAUAA